Molecule: messenger RNA, 758 nt
Organism: Lactuca virosa
Lineage: Eukaryota; Viridiplantae; Streptophyta; Magnoliopsida; Asterales; Asteraceae
Source: the annotation of a GenBank genome assembly
GUUGAACAUAACCCUUUGGACCAGGUACCAUCGUCAUCAUCAAGUGAUAAACGAUCAAAAAGUUAUUGUAAACAACAAAUAAUUACAGUAGGAUCAUGGUUCACCCAACCCUAAAACGCAUCCUCUGUAAUACGACGGCACCUCUCCAUCCGCUCAAUCGACGCAACUUCUUCCACCCUCUCCAUCACCGGUCUCCGGCGCUGCUACUUCCUCGCCGGAACUGCUGUCCCAUCGCAGUCUUCAUUGCGCCUUCGUCGGAGUUUCCUUCUCCAUCACCAGAUUGUGUCACAGAAAAAGCAAAUCUCAAAUGGACAAAACUUCAAAUCCGUGACAGUUUGAGAAUGUAUAACACGCUUGUGGAGAGAUGCUUUACAGAUUGUGUGGAUACAUUCAGACGCAAAACAUUAGAUAAGCAAGAGGAGACAUGUGUGAGGAGAUGUGCUGAGAAGUUCUUGAAGCAUUCCAUGCGUGUUGGAUUGAGAUUUGCAGAACUCAACCAAGGUGCAGCUACACCAGACUAAUCCUCCAUAGCAUCUACUAUGAAGCUCACUUUUGUAGUCUAAUAGAGUUGCUUUAGUCUUUCAAGUAAACACCAUAAACAUAUAGACUGAGUUUCAUAAACUUCUUUCCAUUAACGAUUGCUUUUCUCCAUGCUAAUGCUAUUGAUUUUCUUAUCUGUAUAUUUCACCCUUAGCAUUUGAACCUGUUUUAAUGCUCCAAAAACUAUCAUGUAAUAAACGGACUUAUAUCUAAACCCC